Molecule: messenger RNA, 4693 nt
Organism: Loxodonta africana (African savanna elephant)
Lineage: Eukaryota; Metazoa; Chordata; Mammalia; Proboscidea; Elephantidae
Product: protocadherin beta-16
Exons: 1
Coding region: 1968-4361 (797 amino acids)
Biological process (GO): homophilic cell-cell adhesion
Cellular component (GO): plasma membrane
Molecular function (GO): calcium ion binding
Source: RefSeq, a predicted model, not a curated record
ACUCCUUGGAAACCCUAUGGGGCAGUUCUAUCCUGUCUUACAGGGUUGCUAUGAGUCAGAACUGACUUGAUUGCAACAGGUUUGAUUUCUGGGUUUUUAUAUUCGUUUCAGCAUCCCCUUUGUUUGAAAGCAGUUGCUAUUCAAAUAUUAAUUCUAAAUGAAAUAAUUAAGUUCAUGAAAUAUAGGCAAUGUUCUGGAGAAAUUUUUACCACUAAAUAACUUGGAGGUUCUUGAAAUUUAAUAGGAAAAAGCAGAUGGGCUCCAGUAAUUUUCUGUUUAAAUGAACUAUAUGCCUUUGGCAACUCCUUUUAAAAAUUAUGAUGAAAAACUGUGUGCGGGUCAUUUAAGUGACUUCAAACUGAGGGGAAGAAUAACCACGGCUGAAUCAGACAUUGUUCAGCAUUUUCUUUAAUAAUACUACUCUUGUAGAGGUGUUGAAUUUUUGUUCACUCAGGUGUGGGGGCAUGAGAAUCCACGCUUAUGCUAUCUGUUAACUUUCCACUGCUGAUGUAAAAAAUUACUGCAAUCUCAGUGGCUUAAGACAAUACAAAUUUAUUAGCAUAUAGUCCUGUAGGUAGGAAGUCUGAUUUGGGUCUUACAGGGCUAAAAUCAAGGUAUCAGCAGGGACUCAUUCCUUUUUGGAGACUCUGGGAAAGAAUCUAUUUCUUCGCUGUUUCCAGCUUCUAGAGGCUGUCAACAUUCCUUGGCUCAUGGCCGCUUCCUUCCAUCUUCAAAGUCAGCAGUGUUGCACCUCUCUGUUCAUUCUUCCAGUCACAUCUUCCUCUGACCACAGCCAGGAAAGUUCUCCACUUUUUUGGUCCCAUAUGAUUAAAUGGACCCACUUGGAUAAUUAAUAUCCCCAUCUCAAGGUCUUUAACUUAAUCAUACCUGCAAUUUUCUUUUUGCCAUGUAAGGUAACAUAUUCACAGGUUCUGGAGAUUAGGAUAUGGACACCUUUGGAGGCCAUGAUUCUGCUUACCAAUAAGUUGGCUUGUUGGAAGAGAAUUAUCCAGUCUCCUAGUACCUCCUGUGUCCAAAGGGGGCACGCGAAGGUCUUUAUACCAUGGACAUAGGCCUCAUUGAUUAGGUACUUUCACCCCAGAUAAGGUAAUUAACAAACUUCUAAAAAUUAUUAACAAUAACAAUGACUUGUUAAAGAUAUCAUAAAUCUUUACUACCAUUCAAGUCAAAUUAUGGAAAUGCCUGAACAAAACCCAAAAGCAUGGUGGCCCAAUCUUGAGAUCUACCUAUUUGGGAACUAAUUUUUCAGUAAUUUGGGAAAACUCACAGUUCUUAAGCUUAAGUGGCAGAAAGAGGAGGAAAUAAUCAACUCUUUUAAAAAAGUAUUGGUCAAAUACUGUCUUCGGAACUGCCACCGGUUGCAAACUUAGUGUCCACUCAUGUAGUAUGUUCCAUGAAAAAUAUGUAGUUGUGAAACUGUUCUUGUUACUUCAGAACCAUUUUGCUCCUAUAUUUUUCUCAGCUUAGUGUUAAUUAUUUUAUUUAAUCGCCAACACCUCAACAACAUUAACCAGUCAAUAAAAUGAGAGAUCAUUUGUUUUUGUAUUUCUCCCUGUGAAAUAACACAGAGCCCUAUCUGAACACAUAAACACGACAUGAAAACAGAACUCGGCGUUUUGUAUUACAGAACACAGUUUAUAUCACCUAUUCAGUACAUUCAGGAGAAUUUUGUUUUCGGCAUUAAACCAAAAAAUGUAAAACGCAGUGAGAACACACGGUGGCGCUGCAGGUUAAGAUGAUGGAAAGCGGACUUGCCUACGCAGCCCCAUUACGCAGCCCAACACCCGACCAGAAGCAAAAGCUUUCUCCACCAGAGUAAAAGUGGAUGUGGACCUCCUUAAAGAUCCGUUUAGCGGCAUAUUCUGACCAUCCGGACUGCAGGACCCUGCUACCGGAAUCCUGGCCUUACAAGAAGCUCCUGUGAGGCGGAUUUUCAGGAAAGAGCAAUGGAGAUUGGAUGGAUGCGCAAUCAGAGACAAAGGCAAGUCCUAAUUUUCUUUGUUUUGCUCAGGUUGUCUGGGGCGGGCGCCCAAUUGGGGCCUUAUUCAGUGGUGGAAGAAACAGAGAGAGGCUUCUUUGUGGCAAAUCUAGGGAAAGACCUGGGGGUUGGAUUGACUGUGCUGUCUACGCGUGGGGCCCGGAUCAUUUCCCAGGGGAACAAAGAGCACCUGCAGCUGAAGGUUCAGACUGGGGAUUUGCUCAUAAAUGAGAAACUAGACAGAGAGGAGCUAUGCGGUCCCCUUGAUCCUUGUGUACUACAUUUCCAAGUGUUAAUGGAAAAACCCCUAGAGAUUUUUCAGGCUGAACUGAGAGUGAGAGACAUAAAUGACCAUUCUCCUGUAUUCACUGAAAGAGAAAUGGUUCUAAAAAUACUGGAAAACAGUCCUCUGGGGAGUGCGUUCCCUCUGAAGAAUGCUCUGGACUUGGAUGUAGGAAGCAACAAUGUUCAGAAAUAUGAAAUCAGCCCCAACUCCCAUUUCCGGGUUCUAACCAGCAAUCGCAGCGAUGGCAGGAAAUACCCUGAGCUGGUGCUGGACAAGGAGCUGGAUCGGGAGGAGGGGCCUGAAUUCAGAUUAACCCUCACGGCACUGGAUGGCGGCUCCCCACCCAGGUCUGGGACCACUCAGGUCCGCGUCGAAGUGGUGGACAUAAACGACAACGCCCCUGAGUUUGAGCAGGCUCUCUACAAGGUGCAGAUUCCCGAGGACAGCCCCACAGGAUCCCUGGUUGUCACCGUCUCUGCCAGGGAUUUAGACAGCGGAGUCAAUGGAAAAGUAUCAUACACACUGUUUCAGCCUUCGGAAGAUACUAGCAAAAUUUUGGAGGUUAAUCCUACCACUGGAGAAAUUCAACUGACAACACAAGUAGAUUAUGAAACAACUCGGUCUUACGAAGUGGAUAUCGAGGCUACCGAUGGGGGAGGUCUUUCAGGAAAAUGUACACUUCUCCUGCGGGUGGUGGAUGUGAAUGAUAACGCCCCAGAAGUGACCGUGUCUGCGCUCACCAGCCCCAUCCCUGAGAACUCGCCAGAGACUGUAGUUGCUGUUUUCAGUGUUUCCGAUCCUGACUCUGGGGACAACGGCAAGACGGUUUCCUCCAUCCAGGAUGACCUUCCCUUUCUUCUGAAACCUUCAGUCAAGAACUUCUACACUCUGGUAACCAAGGGAGCACUAGACAGAGAAGCAAAGGCUGAGUACAAUAUCACCAUCACUUUCACAGAUUUGGGAACUCCCAGGCUGAAAACCAAGUGCAACAUAAUGGUGCUGGUUUCCGACGUCAAUGACAACGCUCCAACUUUCACACAAACCUCCUACACCCUGUUCAUCCGCGAGAACAACAGCCCCGCCCUGCACAUGGGCAGCGUCAGCGCCACAGACAGAGACUCAGGCUCCAACGCCCAAGUCACCUACUCACUGCUGCCGCCCCAGGACCCGCACCUCCCCCUCGCCUCCUUGGUCUCCAUCAACGCGGACAACGGGCACCUCUUCGCUCUCAGGUCGCUGGAUUACGAGGCCCUGCGAGCCUUCGAGUUCCGCGUGGGCGCGAUAGACGCAGGUUCCCCCGCGCUGAGCAGUGAGGCGCUGGUGCGUGUGGAGGUCGUGGACGAAAACGACAACUCGCCCUUCGUGCUCUACCCGCUGCAGAACGACUCUGCGCCCUGCACGGAGCUGGUGCCCAGGGCGGCUGAGGCGGGCUCCCUGGUGACCAAGGUGGUGGCGGUGGACAGCGACUCGGGUCAGAACGCCUGGCUGUCCUACCAGCUACUCAAGGCCACUGAGCCCGGGCUGUUCAGCGUGUGGGCGCACAAUGGCGAGGUGCGCACAGCCAGGCUGCUGAGCGAGCGCGAUGCCGCCAAGCACAGACUCAUCGUGCUGGUCAAGGACAAUGGCGAGCCACCAAUGUCGGCCAGCGUCACGCUGCACGUGCUCCUGGUGGAUGGGUUCUCACAGCCCUACCUGCCGCUCCCAGAUGUGGACCCAGAUGAGGCCCAGGCUGACUCUCUCACUAUCUACUUGGUCAUUGCGUUGGCGUCGGUCUCUUCUCUCUUCUUGUUCUCCGUGCUCUUGUUCGUCGGGGUGCGGCUGUGCAGGAGGAACAGGGCCGCCUCAGUGGGUCGCUGCUCAGUGCCUGAGGGCCACUUUCCAGGCCACUUUGUGGACGUCAGCGGCACCGGGACCCUGUCCCAUAGCUACCAGUAUGAGGUGUGUCUGACAGGAGGUUCUGGGACCAGUGAGUUCAAGUUUCUUAAGCCGAUUAUGCCUGACUUUCCUCCCCAGGGCACCACCAGUGAAAUCAAGGAAAGCCACACUUUCCGGAAUAGCUUUGGAUUUAAUUAUUGAUGGGAACACAUCUAAUAAAGACAUUUAUUUCUUUAACAUUUUCUUAAUUAGCUAAAUUGUUUAUGUCCACCACCAAUAAGAUGUUAUUUAAUUUUCCCUACUUUAUUUAUCCUCAAUUUCCAACCUUAUGCUGAAAGUUUUCCCUUUCCUCACAUUUUAAUCCAAUGAGGUGUUUCUCCCUAGAAUCCUAAUGAUUGAAAUAAUCUUUAUUGUCAAAGUUGAUAUCAUUUAAAUUUUUUCUUCCACUUUAUAUAUAUCUUUAUUUGACUUUGUUUUCAUUGUCUCUACAUUACUCAUGUUAGUUCUCCUUUUCCUAAAACAUCUUCAAUUUU